Messenger RNA from Dama dama (fallow deer), 1155 nucleotides. RefSeq names its product pregnancy-associated glycoprotein 2-like. Lineage: Eukaryota; Metazoa; Chordata; Mammalia; Artiodactyla; Cervidae. The record is from RefSeq and is a predicted model, not a curated record. Gene Ontology annotation, molecular function: aspartic-type endopeptidase activity. The transcript is spliced from 9 exons. Gene Ontology annotation, biological process: proteolysis. The coding region runs from base 1 to 1155 and encodes 384 amino acids.
AUGAAGUGGCUUGGACUCCUCGGGCUGGUAGCUCUCUCAGAGUGCAUGGUCAUAAUUCCUGUUAUGCAAAUGAAGACCAUGAGAGAAACCCUAAGGGAAAGAAAUUUGCUGACAGAUUUCUCUGAGGAACACCCUUACAGCCUGUCCCAGAAUGCCACUAAUGACCAAAACAUAAUUUAUCAUCCCCUGAGGAACUACAAGGAUUUCGUCUAUGUUGGCACCAUCGCCAUUGGAACGCCCCCUCAGGAGUUCACGGUUAUGUUUGACACUGGCUCCUCUGACCUGUGGGUGCCCUCCACCCACUGCCACAGUCUGAGCUGCUUGACACACAAUCUCUUCAACCCUCACAAGUCUACCACCUUCAAGCUCCUGGACAACCCUGUUGACCUCAUCUAUGCCUCUGGGAGGAUAAACGGAGUCCUUGGCCAAGACAUCAUUCAGAUUGGGAACCUUCUCCACUUCAACCAGACCUUUGCCCUGAGCCAGAAGCAAUCCAAACAUUUUUUUCAAAAUGCACCUUUUGAUGGCAUCCUGGGCCUGGGCUUCCCCAGCCUUGCCAUCCAAGGAACCACCCCACUCUUUGACAACCUGAAGAACCUUGGACUUAUUCCUUACCCUCUCUUUGCCUUCUACUUGAGCUGCUGGAGGGAGAAUGGCAGUGUGGUGAUGUUUGGUGGGGUGGACCACUCCUACCACACGGGAAAGCUCAACUGGGUACCAGUGUCCCGAACCCACUACUGGCAGAUAACCAUGGGCCGCAUCUCCAUGAACGGGAAGGUAAUUGCUUGUAAACGCGGCUGCCAGGCUAUUUUGGAUACUGGGACUACAUUCCUGCUCGGCCCAAGUAGACGCAUCGCCAAAAUCCACAGGCUUAUCCACGUCAGGCCCUUUGAAAGUCUGCAGUACACGGUUCCAUGUAACACCACCAGCACCCUGCCUCCUCUCAUCUUCACCAUCAAGGGCAUCGACUACCCAGUGCCCGCUCAAGCCUACAUUCACAAGAAUUCUGAGGGCCUCUGCUACAGCACCUUUCGGAAUGGCAAACAGCAUGAGAACGAGGCAGAGACCUGGGUCCUGGGUAACGCCUUCCUGAGGCUGUACUUCUCAGUUUAUGAUCGGGAAAAGUACAGGAUUGGCCUGGCUCCUGCAGUGUAA